Antechinus flavipes (yellow-footed antechinus) is the source of this 5748-nucleotide messenger RNA. It is a transcript of the gene CHST11, whose product is annotated as carbohydrate sulfotransferase 11. Gene Ontology annotation, molecular function: sulfotransferase activity. The coding region runs from base 490 to 1548 and encodes 352 amino acids. Lineage: Eukaryota; Metazoa; Chordata; Mammalia; Dasyuromorphia; Dasyuridae. Gene Ontology annotation, cellular component: membrane. The transcript is spliced from 3 exons. The record is from RefSeq and is a predicted model, not a curated record. Gene Ontology annotation, biological process: carbohydrate biosynthetic process; proteoglycan biosynthetic process.
CCUGGGAGCGCAAUGAAGGAGCCCUUGUGAGCGCGAGGGGUCUGCCCAGCAGCGACGUCGGUGGCUGCUGAGGCAGCGGCGGCGGCAGCGGCGGCAGGAGCAGCAGGAGGAAGGAGAGCAGCUUUCCCAUCGCAGCCACAGGCUCGGGGAGGCAGCGGCGGAGGAGAAGGAGAAGGAGGACGAGGACGGGGAGGAGAGGAACGUGGCAGGCAGGGCAGCCGGGCGCCGAUCGCACUUCCCCACCAACUCCGGCCCCUUCCCUUCCGAAGCCCGGCUCGGAGCUGGGGAGCGCCGGACGGGGGAGAGGCUGAGAGAAGGGGAGCCAGCUCUUCCGAGCGGCCGGCCGGCAGCCCGGCAGACACCGCCCCCACCCCUCCGGGCUCGUCCUCCUCUCCAUCCUCCGCAGCCCCUGGUGCGCCCCGGCUCCCGGGCUCCUGCGCCCCGGGCGCGCCAUCCCCGCGUCGGCCAGCCCGCGUCCCGGACAAAGCCAUGAAGCCAACCCUGUUCGAAGUGAUGAGGAUGAGUCGAAUUUGCAGGAUGGCUCUGGUCACUUGCUUGGGAUCCUUUAUCCUAGUCAUCUUCUAUUUCCAAAGUAUGUUGCAUCCAGUCAUGCGGAGGAAUCCCUUUGGAAUGGACAUCUGUUGUCGGAAGGGCUCUAGGAGUCCACUUCAGGAACUCUACAACCCAACUCAGCUGGAGCUCUCCAACACGGCCAUUCUGCACCAGAUGCGGCGGGACCAAGUCACGGACACGUGUCGGGCCACCAGCGUGACCAGCAGGAAGAGGCGGGUCCUGACUCCCAACGACCUCAAGCACCUGGUGGUGGACGAGGACCACGAGUUGAUCUAUUGCUACGUCCCCAAAGUGGCCUGCACAAACUGGAAGCGGGUCAUGAUGGUCCUGACGGGAAGGGGCAAAUACAGCGACCCCAUGGAGAUCCCCGCCAACGAAGCCCACGUGUCGGCCAACCUGAAGACCCUCAACCAGUACAGCAUCCCAGAAAUCAACCACCGCUUGAAAAACUACAUGAAGUUCCUGUUCGUCCGCGAGCCCUUCGAGAGGCUGGUGUCGGCCUACAGGAACAAGUUCACGCAGAAGUACAACACCUCCUUCCACAAGCGCUACGGGACCAAGAUCGUCAAGCGGCAGAGGAAGAACGCCACGCAGGAGGCGCUGCGCAAGGGCGACGACGUCAAGUUCGAGGAGUUCGUGGCGUACCUCAUCGACCCGCUCACCCAAAGAGAGGAGCCCUUCAACGAGCACUGGCAGACGGUGUACUCCCUCUGCCAUCCCUGCCACAUCCAUUACGACCUCGUCGGCAAGUACGAGACUCUCGAAGACGAUUCCAAUUACGUGCUGCAGCUGGCGGGAGUCGGCAGCUACCUGAAGUUCCCCACCUAUGCAAAGUCUACGAAAACUACUGACGAAAUGACCACAGAGUUCUUUCAGAACAUCAGCAUGGAGCACCAAACGCAGCUCUAUGACGUCUACAAACUGGAUUUUUUAAUGUUCAAUUACUCAGUGCCAAGCUACCUGAAACUGGAGUGAAGAGGGGGGGAAGAGAGAAUCGUGCUUGUUUUUAUUUAAGAUUUUUAUUUGUCGAGAUAAAUAUAUGGAUAUUGGGUUAUUUUGUAAAUUAAUAUUUCUUUGGGGAUAGUGCUGCGAGCAGCACGGUUGGAAUUAUUAAAAAAAAAAAAUCCUCCUGGAGGGAAGGACAGCUCUCUUUGCGGGGUAACAAGAUGGCGGUGUCCUUGUUCUGGAAAUGAGUACUGCAAACACUGUUUUUCAAAGGUCUGAUUGUGUCCUGGUGAAUUUCAUUUAAUCAUUGCAUUACAUAAAUUCUAAUUAGGGUUAUUUAUAGUUAUUUAAACGUGGUCUCGGGCUAGAUUUCACUUUAGAGACAGCAGAAUCUUCACGUCUUGACAAAAGACGUCUGUUCUUCCUAGUUCCUUUGAUCCUAAGGGCUCGGCCCUGGGCACUGAGCGUUCUCUGUAUUAACCAUUAGCAGAGACCGGACCUCCCGGCAAUUAUGACUUUUAUUGGUAACACCAUUUUGCAAAUUUUAGUAGAAAUUAAAAAUAUCACUAGUGGACUCGGGAAAGAGGCGAUUGCUCUCACAGCUCUGCAAAGGACAGAUUCUAGAAUAAGCUUUCAUCAGCGUGGAGGUCCCUUGGCUUGAAUGAAAUGUGAAUAAUAUUUGUGACCCGAAGAGGAGGUGAUUACGUUGUCACAUCUUACCUGAACAGCUAGCAGGACAGACUAGAACCUGGGUUUACAUCUAAGCUAUGGAAAAGGCUGACCUCUUCUGGGUAUUUCUGCCUGCUGCUUGAUGUGGCUCAGUGGUAUAAAAAGCCCCAGAUGCAUAGAUAGCUCUAUCUAUAUACCUAAUAUACCUAUAUGUAAUAUAGGUAUAUAGAUAUAGAUUUUUUGCUGAGGCAAUUGGGGUUAAGUGACUUGCCCAAGGUCACACAGCUAGGAAGUUUUAAGUGUCUGAGAACAGAUUUGAACUUGGGUCCUCCCGACUUCAGGGCUGAUGCUCUAUCCACUGUGCCACCUAGCUGUCCCUGGCAUAGAUAUUCUUGAAGACACACACUCAAAGUUAAGACAUAGUCCAAACUACCAUAGCCUCCAUACACUUAUCUGAAUCCACAACAAAACAUUCCAGAAUCUUUACUUACAUUGAAAUACUUCAUGACCCAUUUUUCUCCAGGGACAUGAUCACUUCUCAUUUUCCUAAUUUUCACCAGUUCACAUGACACUUGAGUGAUGUGUAAGACACGUCCCUUUCCAUAUGUGGGCGAUUAAUUUUGGUCGCCGGUGUUGAUUAUCCUGUAUAUAAUAAUAUACUAAGAGUUUGGGGUUGGUUGUGGGUUUGGUGCAUUUUUUUCUGUUGUUUGUUUUGUUUUGAGAGAGUAUAUAGUCGAGGGAUGAGAAGAUUGUUCUAAUUAAAAAAAAAGGUUAAUUUAUUCACAGAAACUAUUAAAAAUGUAUUAUAAAACUCCCAGCCAGCUCAGUGAACAGGAGUAGCAACAUCUCAAAAUGUUGGACUUAUUCUUAUUUAAUGUUGAGUGAGCUAUCCACCUGAGAUGGGGUUAAAAUGCUAUUUAUAAAACAUUAUGGAUCUUCUCCCAAGCUUUCAACUCCUAGAGAGAUGGCCCAGUAAAUAAAUUCUAGAGAGAAAGAGGCGAGGGAGGGGAGAGAGCCUGAGAAAAAGUCUAUUUACUAGGCAUGUUAGCCUUGAGCUAUAAGCUGAUUAAAUAGAAAAACCUUGCUCCAGAAUCAUUCAGAAUUUCUUAAGCAUCUCUUUAGUGUGAAACACUGGGCAUAUCAAAACAGAAAUUUCAAAGUAUCCUCUAACCCCAAGGAGUUUGGAUUCUUCUGAAGAGAGAAAAGGGAACAAAUGCUUCCCAACUUCUCGUGGCCCCAUGACAUAACCUCGAUUGUCAGCUAAGGCUGGAGAAUCAGAGGAUGUCGGCUUUUCAAGGGGAAGAAAGCAGGAAUUAUAAUUAUUUUUAAAAUUCAGUUUUCAAUCCAGACCCCCCACAAUUCAAGUGAGAUUAAACUUUUAAAAGUGCAAUGGCCUCAGAGCCCCACUACCUCUAUUACAAUCAUUUCUCCCAUCCUAAAGCAUAUGGAAUUUAUGUAAGCAUCAGGAUAGUAAGGAAAUAGCUAGAGUGCAGGGCUGGACUCGAGUCAGGAGACUGUUGACGUCUAGCUUUUGUCGACGGACCAGUGGCUUGACUGCCCACCCAAGUCUUACUUGAAAGUCAUUGAUCGUGUGAGAGUUAUCUAAAUCCUGGGCAAGUUUCCAGCAUGACACACACCCCCAUUCCCUCGUCCUGCUUCAAUACCAUCACUGUGUAGUGGGUAGAGAUUUGCUGUUUUUGUUUGGCAUUGAGAAUGAAGUUCAUGUCUAUUCAUGAGUUUCCCCAUUUCCCCAAGACACUCCUGAUUGGUUUUUUGUGAUUGCUCGGUGGUAAACUUGCUCCCUGGAUCAGCUGUCUUCUCUCCAUUUCUCUGGGUCAGGAGCACCUUUUCAAGGAGAGAACACCCCAGUACAUUUUUUUGAAUGUUAUCUUCCUGCUAGUGUUUUAUUUUACUUUUAACACGUUCUUUCCUUUUUUUUAAGGGUUUAAUUUGUUUGUGUGUGUGUAUUUGAUCUGAUUCUAUUGUGACACGGAAGAAAAAAAAAUGUUUUCAUGCUUGUGGUUAAAAAAAUCCUUGGUGAAAAUUGUAUUUGGAAAAAUCAGAUGGUCAUUUUGAAGGAAAAUGGACAGAAUGGGCUUUGGGGGGUUGAUUUCAAGGCUUUUCAAGGAUGUGCAUUAUUUCUGAGAUGAGGACAGGCAAGCUCUCCAUCCCCUAGGUGCCUUUCAAAAGCCUUGCUCUGUGACUUAACAAUGGAGGGAAUUCAAAAGGAUGGUUCAUGAUGAACAUUCCCCAUUCUGACUCACCAGCAUUCUCCCGUCAAAACAUUAUUUUGUUAUCUAGGGCGUUUGCUUCCCUGCAGGAGAUAGCCCCUUCCCUAGCAUCUCUUAGACAUCCCAGUGAGUUUCAGAAAAAAGCAAAGAGCCAAUCAAACUGCAGCUUCUGAGAGGACCAAGUGGGGCAGUCCAAUGCCCUGUUCUUAGAUCAGAGCUUAGCUGGGGGUUAGUUUCCCAUAAUCUGAACCUGGAUGCCAGCAUAUACACGGGGGCAUUAGUCAAUGGGAACAUUGGAACCAAGAUGGUAGACAGUUGUGAGCAAAUCAUAGGACCGUAUCAUAGAUUUUGGAAAAAGAAGGGACCUCAGAACUCGAGUUUUGUACAGAAGGGAAAACUGAGGCGCAAGGGGGAUAUGACUUGCUAUAGCCACAUAACUAGUAAGUGUCGAAGUGGGAACUGGAGCCAAAUCUCCUCCACUCCAAGUCUGUUCCACCACACUGCCUCCCUUCAUCAACCAGAUAAUAAGGGAAGCACAUGUUUCCUUGACCAUUCAACUCAACUGAAGAGUUCUAGGGGCCUGAAAAUAAAAGCCACAGAGAGGGCCCUUAAUACCCUCAUCAGAAGAGAGUAGAAGACAGAUCUCCUGUAAUAAUCACAAAGCAGAACAAUCCCAACCGAGGUAGCAGACCCAGACAAUCUAAUCCACAGAUACAGUGCAAGCCGGGGGCCUGCCUCCUCUCCCCCCUUCUCUUGCAAUGCUCAUCCAUGAAUUUUCCAUCAGACUCUAAACUGUCCAUUCCAAGGCAACCCAAGUAACUGGAAACAGCCCGUCUACUAUUUGCACAGUCUGUUUGCCCUCCGGCCCUUUUCAGAAAGCUAUUUACCCACGUCUUGCCCACUUUGACCCUGAGUGAGGUUAUCCCCAGGGAGCAGGAGCUCAGAGUUCCCCAGCCCGCUGCCGUCACCAGGCAGAUCUGUCGCGUGCUGCUCUCUUUUCAGGUACAAAAGGGAUUGCUGGUACUCCUACUCUUGUUCCAGAGAGUGUUAUUUUCUUACGUGCAUGCACAAGAUAGAAGACUAUGUUCAUAUAAUUUAACAUCUAUGUGGGGUAGGAUUUUUUUUUUACCUAUUUGUAUGCAGUAGAAGGCUUGUUGUAGAGAACUCUCCUCUGUAUCUUAACUGUACUGUUCAAGAAAGAAGUCGAAUUUUCCAUUGCCAACAGACGCGUGAAAUGUUCAUGAACCUUCCUCAGAAAACAAAACAAAGAAAAGCCAUUCAAGCCUGAUUAUUUUUCUAAGUAACUUCAAUUAAAUUGAAGAAAGAAAGA